Molecule: messenger RNA, 2710 nt
Organism: Aspergillus sclerotioniger CBS 115572
Lineage: Eukaryota; Fungi; Ascomycota; Eurotiomycetes; Eurotiales; Aspergillaceae
Exons: 7
Coding region: 202-2253 (683 amino acids)
Biological process (GO): DNA-templated transcription; regulation of DNA-templated transcription
Molecular function (GO): DNA binding; DNA-binding transcription factor activity, RNA polymerase II-specific; zinc ion binding
Source: RefSeq, a predicted model, not a curated record
GGAUAAUUGAUCCUUACAAGGUGGAGGCGAAAUGACCAUCUCCUAGGCCUAGACUGGGGGAUCCCAGCUUAAUCAACACUCAAGAGAGACGAUCGCCCUGGGCUUGAUGGAAACCUAGGUCAAAUCCUGGGGGGCUCUCGUGGACCCUUAUACCCCUGCUCCACCGUUCCUCCUGGUCCUUUAUCAUGCCCAGCUCAGACAAUGAAUGGGCCAUCCAACAUCAGCAAGGAUGCGGGGUCUUUCCCUCAAAGAAGCCCCGUGUCCACCCCGCGCGAACCUCUCAAUCCUGAGCCAAGCAAAGAGAACACAGACAAGAGUACCCGGAGAAAGGCUUGCGAUACAUGCCAGCGCAGGAAAAUCAAAUGCGAUCUGUCCACCAAGGCCAGGUGUUCGCAGUGCGAGAAAUUGGGCAUCUCCUGCACUCGAAACAAGCGACAUAAAGCACAACUGAGAAGACAGGCGAUGAUCAAUCACCUGGAAGGAAAUCUCGAGCGCAUGGAAUCCCGCUUGCAGGGUCUCGGCUUCACUGUGGGUGAUAAUGAUCUCCCAAGUAGCUCGCCCCCCUCGGAGAUACUAGACGACAUUCCGACGUUCCCAUGGCCAACCCAGAUAGCGGAAGCUACAAACGACACGGAUUUGGAGCAUAUCUAUACAAGCCCGCAGCCUGAGGCUACUAUUCCCGCCGCAGAGGAAUCUCCGAUUCCAAGCAUCCCCCAGCUGUUUAAGCACUUAGAUUACCCACCAGCGAUAUCUUCAUGCUUUAACGUUCCAAGAUACUUGGGUGGCAUACUGAAUCCGGGAUCUUUCUCAUUGAUCUCUCCGGAGGGUUUGGAGUGGAUAGCCCAAAAGACAGGCGACGAACCUCUGGAUCACCUUACACAAUUGGUCUCGACGGAGGAGCACGAUGGCUUUGUCGCCGACUAUCCGCUUCACUGUGUGUCUUCGCGGAGGGUCUUCUGUCCGCUACCACCCCAGGAGGACAUCGUACACCUCCUCCAUCACUAUAUGGAGUACUUCAACGCCAUGUUCCCCGUGUUCAGACAGUCGGAUAUCUUAUUUCUCUUUCCCGGAGAGCACGUCGACAUCCGUUCUCAAAGCCCGGGCCAGUGGGCUUGUAUUAACGCGGUCCUCGCAGUGUCCUACAUGCUUCCUCAAAAUGGGGCGUCUCCCCAAAUCGGCCAUCAGAAAAGUUGGUUAUUCUUGAAAAAUGCUUUGGAAGCUGUUGGGGAGCUGUAUCUGGGUCCACCAGAUAUCCAAGGUCUUCAAGCUCUUCUGGUGAUGGCUAUCCUUUUUCUAGCAGCGUCCGCUGCUCGCCCAUGCAACUUUUUAAUUUCCGUCGCUAUACAUAUUAGCGAUCAGCUAGGCCUAGGGAGGGCAGAGGACGUUUCGACGUUUUCCGUUGAAGAGACACAGCAUCGGCAGACGAUCUUUUGGUUUGCUUAUUGCCUCGAUAGAGAAAUCUCGUUUCGUUUUGGCGAACCUCCAGUGCAAAACGACGAUGCAAUCAGUGCAGCUCUCCCUACGGAAGCUCCGACUUGUGACAUCUAUUCCAUGCCAACAAGCGACCAGCCAGGGAGUUUCAGCGCCUUCCGGUCGGUCUGCGAACUCGCCCGGAUCCGAGGCGAGGUCUACCAACAUCUCUAUUCCGCUUCGGCCGCGAACAGACCGUUCCAUCAGAUACUCGCGUCGGUCGGGCAGCUUGAUGAGAAACUCCAAACGUGGAAAAACAGCAUCCCGUCCGAAUAUCAGCCGGAUUCCCAAGCGGUCACACCGUUCCGACAAUCACCGGUCUCUUUGAGCCUCCUUCACAUCCAUUACACGUACUACAACUGCAUGAUUGCCAUCCAUUCUCUCAUCGCCGCUCGGGGUAUCAAUUCAGCUCAGGAUUUAACGGACAACCCUGCUUUCUCCAUCCAGCCCGGCUCUUUUGCAAACCCUAGGGUAUUACUGUCGGCAUCCUUGACGUCUAAAGCCGCCCGUGCUUCGAUCAACUUGAUGAAAUAUCUCCCACAGGAUGACAUCACCCUCGGCAUCACGAUGUAUUAUCCCACGGUCGCAUUGAAAACACUCGCCUCGAGCAUCGUUCGCAACCCCCGUGACACAUCCCAGAUCUAUAAUAUGAGGAUUCUGGAUCAGGCAGAAGCUUUUCUAUCAUCGACCACUCUGAGUGCUACUAGUGAAGGAAUGCGACGUCUGGGAAAGCAUUGUGCCGAGUAUCGCUCGGUUGCUGAGCGGGCCAUGAAGGAAUCUUAACACAUUUUCCACGGAGUUUUCGAGUGCCAACUCUGAACACGACUAAGCCAUAUGCGCUUAUCCAUAUCUAUACCCAAUUCUCUAUCAAUAUACUUCUUCACACCCUAGAGGUGCGAUCAAUAUGCCUUUUUUUUUUUUUCUGUCUUCCUGUGAUCGCCUCAAUUCACAGUUAGCGCGUCUUUCGCGGCCACUGUAGACGACUACACACACUUUCUUGUUUGACGUUGGGACAUCAUCUACCUUCUACGCCCAGAAGCCACUUGGAAUAUCUCUCUUUUGGUCUACGGGCUAGUAAUCUUUCACAUUGAAUGGCAGAGUUCAUAGCAGUAGACUAAAAUGAUAUAUCGCACCUAUCUGGAGAACAGACGGAGAGAUAUCUCCCAACAUUGAAUGGCGGGACUACCUAGCAGUCAAUGGAGACUAACAAUAGAAAAUAAGAUCGAAGAAACGAAUGAGA